Molecule: messenger RNA, 471 nt
Organism: Closterium sp. Naga37s-1
Lineage: Eukaryota; Viridiplantae; Streptophyta; Zygnematophyceae; Desmidiales; Closteriaceae
Source: the annotation of a GenBank genome assembly
AUGUGCGCCUCAUUCACAGGAAACGGUGAGACGAAGCGUGGUAGAACAGCCGGUCAGGGGCGUCGAGACAUGGCGGGCAAGCUCCCAGCGGACACCAUAACAACACAUGGUGGGCAAGAUCCCAGCGGACGCCAUAGCAACGUUGGAGGCACAGGCAGAGGCAUCUGCACGUUGCUGAUCCAUCGCCAUCCCGUUCCCUCAAUCCCCCAACUGACCACUCCUUCUUCCUCCAGACAUGACAUGGCGGGAAAGCUUCCAGAGGACGCCAUAGCAACGUUGGAGGCGCAGGCGGAGGCAGCUGCACGCGCCAUAGUGGAAAAGUACAUGAAGAAAUGUGCUGUAGCGGAUCUGGACUGUGAUUGGAAGAUAGCGGUGGGGGACGAGCGAGAGGUGAUCUGUAGAGAAGUGAUGCGCGUGUGUGCAGACGUGCUGAUUGUCGGAACGAGGGGGCUGUCGCCAGUCAAGAAGUGA